Molecule: messenger RNA, 2017 nt
Organism: Quercus robur (English oak)
Lineage: Eukaryota; Viridiplantae; Streptophyta; Magnoliopsida; Fagales; Fagaceae
Product: anthocyanidin 5,3-O-glucosyltransferase-like
Exons: 2
Coding region: 374-1759 (461 amino acids)
Molecular function (GO): UDP-glycosyltransferase activity
Source: RefSeq, a predicted model, not a curated record
UCCAACUUUUUAUACUACUCUUAUCUCACCUUUAUUACUUGCUUGGAUUGUGUGGUCUACAGAGCAUCUCAGCAGGGUUCUAGUCGAGUCUUUGCAAGGACAUGGUUUUUGCAGCUAAAAUAAGUAAUCUCAUACUCAACCUUUUCAAAUAACCCAACAUCGAUCCCUAUCUUCUCCACUCACCUAGCAUAGCAAAUAGCAAUUUCCUCAUGAUGAAGCACGUCUAGGAAGAAGCAUCCAUAAAUCUCAUCACCAUAAGCUUUUCUUCCAUUUUUUCUUCUCAUCUUCUUCUUCCUUUUUUUUGCCCUCUAGGAAUUGCUAACCCUCUCUUGCACAGAAGAAGAAAGGAAAAAAUAAAAUCAAAUAAAAUAAAAUGAAAGAAACCAUAGUGUUGCAUCCAGUUCCUGGCUUCCACCACAUGGUCUCCUUAGUAGAACUAGGAAAGCUAAUCCUACAACAUCAUCCCCACUUCUCCAUAACAAUCUUAGUUCCAACCAUGCCUUUAGAUACAUCCACCACCACUUCCUCAUACAUCAACCAUAUCUCCAAAACCAAUCUUCCAAUCACUUUCUUCUCCCUUCCAUCAAUCCCACCCCACCAAGAAACCCAAUACCAGGUAGCCAUGAUUUUGGAGUACAUGCGCCUCAACGCCUCAUUCGUUGUUGAUGCACUACAAACCAUGUGUCUCUCCUCCUCCAUCCUUGCUCUUAUAACCUCUUCUGUCUACAUCUAUGAUGGCCUUGAUAACCUCCACAUCCCAACUUACUACUACUUCACCUCUUGUGCCUCUACUCUCGCAAUCCUUCUCCACUUGCCAACACUACACAACCAAACCACCAAAAGUUUCAAGGAACUCAACGACACUAUCUUGCACGUUCCUGGAAUACCACCCAUCAAAGCCUCUUACAUGCCUCAACCUUUGCUUGACCGGGAUGGCCCUGCUUAUCAUUACUUCUUUAACUAUGCCUCUUGUAUGUCCAAAUCAAAAGGGGUCAUAGUAAACACAUUUGACAUACUUGAGCCACAAGCAAUCAAUGCCAUAGCAAGUGGUGCAUGUAUUUCAAAUGGUGCAACACCGCCUAUUUACUCCAUUGGGCCAUUGAUCACAGAUGCUAAAGAUCAAUCCGGCAAUUCAACAUCAGAAGCUUUGGCGUGGUUAGAUGCACAGCCGAGCAGAAGCGUUGUGUUCUUGUGCUUUGGUAGUAAAGGUACUUUUUCUGAAGCACAACAUGAAAAGAUUGCACAUGGGCUGGAGAGGAGCAACCAGAGGUUCUUGUGGGUGGUAAAGAGUCCUAAGGGUUCUACUAGUGAUCAACCACAGUUAGAGAUCCUAUUGCCAGAAGGGUUUUUGGAAAGGACAAAAGGAAGGGGUUUGGUUGUUAAGUGUUGGGCUCCCCAGAAUGCUAUUCUGAGACAUGAAUCGGUAGGUGGGUUUGUGACACACUGUGGGUGGAACUCGCUGCUAGAAGCAGUGAGCUAUGGUGUGCCAAUCGUGACAUGGCCUUUGUACGCUGAACAGCACUUGAAUAAUGUAGCUUUGGUGGAGGAAAUGAAGCUGGCAAUACCCAUUGACACAUCAACAUCAAUGGUAUCUUGUAAGGAAGGAGAGGAAGAAGGGUUGGUGAGUGCAGAGGAGGUGGAAAAGAAGGUGAGACAGUUGAUGGAAUUUGAGGAAGGGAAAGUUCUGAGACAGCGAAGUCUAGAGAUGAGAGCAAUGGCUAUGGCGGCUUGGACUAGUGGUUUGGCACCUAUAAAAUGAAGAAAGCACUGCUGUGGACCGAUGGAUGAUACUUUUUGCAGGCUGCAAAGGAACUUAGUGAUCAAUGGAAUGUCACGCGAAUUGGAGAGGACCCGGCUUUAGAUGUCUGGAUGGCAGAUGUGAGUCACUAUGUUUUUAAAAUGUUCAAUGAAGGUAAAGGUUAUGAACAAUGUAAAUUUUCCAGAGAGAGAUUUAUUAUUCUAUAUUUACGCAAGUUUAGUCGCCUUCUUGGAGUGGAUCACUCCACCCUGUCUUUUU